AUGAUCGAGCGAGCAAAGAUGAAGGCGGAAGUCGAUGCGUAUAACGCCGAGAAUCAAAGAAUGCAAAUGGUUAAUGCAAUGGACAAAAAUUUACCACCAAAAGAUCUACUCUACGUCAAGUUGAAGAAGGUUCCUUGCUCGCCUCAAUGUUUAGCGGAAGGUAGGAAGAUGCUUAAUACAAACAAUAAGCACAUGAUGCAGCAGGACAUCUCUAACUGCAAGACUGAGGACGGUGAAGACAUUGUGCAAACUGCUGUUUCAUGUGAUGGAAAAUGGCUAGGGAUUUGCCUCGUUGCAGAUGCGUAACCGUUAUUUCCAUGGAAAAUAAAAAAUUUUGGACGUAGAACGCUUGAGCAAGGUCUGCAAAGCAUGCAAGAAGCAUGCAUCAUUUCAACAUUGGUGCCAAAGCCACUAUUGAAGUCUACAAAGCCCUUGGGAUAAAUCCAGGAGCUUUUUGUGCUGCUGGAGUAAGUGGAGCCGAUCGACUUCGUGUUACGAAAUGUAACUACAAGGCGGAGAAGAAGAAUAAAUGCAAGGAGUUACGAAUCGGAUUCUGGAAACCAAGAGCAAUGUUCGACCCUAUUAUAGUAAAUGGAGAAAUGUUGGAAGUGGUCGACAGUGCUAAAAUCCUUGGUCUGAGUGUUUCUAUCAAUUUGAAAUGGAACAAUCACAUUGACCAAAUUAUAUUGAAGGCCCCAAAGCGUCUCUAUUUUCUCUCCCAACUUAAGAGAGCGAGAGUUGGCACGAAAGAACUUGUUCUAUUCUUUACAACGUGCAUAGGACCAAUCCUAGAAUACGCAAGUCCUGUAUCCCAUAAUGGUUUGACAAAUUACCUCAGUCAGGAUUUGGAGCGGAUCCAAAAGAGAGCAUUGUGAAUUAUCUUACAUCAACUGGCCUCCAACGACUCAGCCAUCGAAGAGACGGUUUUUCAGACAAACUAUUUAAAGAAAUAGUGACUGAUGAUAGCCAUAAGCUUUAUAAUCUUCAUCCACCACGUAAUGAAACUGUUAACAUGACUCUUAGAUCCAGUCAUAGGUUUAACGUUGCAUUUCUAACUAACCGUUUUAAAAAUAGUUUUAUUAUACAUAAUGCAUUAAAUUAUUCGUCAUAAAAUUAUUAGAAUAUUCUUAGAUCCUUUUAGAGAUAUUUAUUUGUAUAUAGUAUUUUAUUGUUUUCUUACUUGUAAAUAUAAGCGUAAUUCAACAUAUUGGCUGCAAUGUUUAUAUGAAAUAAACCAUCUAUCUAUCUAUCCGACGAAGUGCGGAGAAAGGUCAUCAGGGGGAGAAAUAAGAGGAAAGGUGACAAAAAUGAAGAAAGAGGGAAAACAUAUGCAGCAUGAGGUUCAUUUUAAGUACUCUUUGAUGUAAUUUAUCUGUUUAAAUGUAAUUUAUUUGUCUUCAGAAGUUAGGUUGCAACUUUGAACUCGAUUUUCUCAAAAUGACAUCUUACUGACAUCGAGACGCUCUCUCUCGUUCGAUAUUAGUCCAAAUUUGAUCAAAUUUUCGGAAUAUAAUUAUUGUAAAUAGAUCUCAAACCUAAACCUCAAAAACCUUAUUUUCAUUGUAAUAUAUCUACAAAUGUGUUAUUUUUUAGGUUUGCAUAUUUAAUACAUCUACUGGCUUUCCUUCAAAACUUAACUGUAUAUCUUGAUGACCAUCAUUACUGUUAUUACAUUAAUCCUGAAAAAGGUGUACUUUUUCAUUAGAAGGGUAUGGCUCGGUAACCAUGGAAACAGCACAUAUGAAGUUUGUAUACUUGGUAUCAGCAAGUGACGUUCUAUCAUAUGCAACCGAAACGAUGUUCAUAAUACUAAAAAUAAAAAAAUAAUCAUAUUGUCCCAGGAUCAUGAAAUUAACCUCGUACAUUUACAACGUGACAAAAUGAGCAGCGACGAUUUGCUAGCAAAAUUUGAUGAAAUAGUGAAGCGAUUUAGGUGCGCAUUUCACGAAAUUAUCGAGCGAGCAAAAAUGAAGGCGGAAGUCGAUGGGUAUAACGCCGAGAAGCAAAGAAUGUAA
Molecule: messenger RNA, 2015 nt
Organism: Paramuricea clavata
Lineage: Eukaryota; Metazoa; Cnidaria; Anthozoa; Malacalcyonacea; Plexauridae
Source: the annotation of a GenBank genome assembly